Molecule: messenger RNA, 4088 nt
Organism: Pezoporus occidentalis (night parrot)
Lineage: Eukaryota; Metazoa; Chordata; Aves; Psittaciformes; Psittacidae
Gene: ING5
Product: inhibitor of growth family member 5
Exons: 8
Coding region: 124-864 (246 amino acids)
Biological process (GO): regulation of DNA-templated transcription; positive regulation of apoptotic signaling pathway
Cellular component (GO): nucleus
Molecular function (GO): chromatin binding
Source: RefSeq, a predicted model, not a curated record
CCCCGGCGGCCAAUAAGCAGCCGGCGGGCUAUGAAUAUGUGAUGAGACCGUGGCCGCGGCCUUUGUCAUGCGGGCCCGGGAGGCGGCGGGAAGCGGUGGCGGCGGCGGGGUGCGAGUCGCAAGAUGGCGACCGCCAUGUACCUGGAGCACUACCUGGACAGUAUUGAAAACCUACCCUGCGAGCUGCAGAGGAACUUCCAGUUGAUGCGGGAGUUGGAUCAGAGAACAGAAGGUGUGUUCAGGUGUUCCGACAAGAAAGCCGAAAUUGACAGUCUUGCAGCAGAAUACAUUGAAUCAGUGAAGAACAUGUUACCCGUGGAGAGAAUGGAACACCUGAAGAAAAUCCAGAGUGCCUACAGCAAAUGUAAAGAGUACAGUGAUGAUAAAGUCCAGCUGGCCAUGCAGACCUAUGAGAUGGUGGAUAAGCAUAUCCGCCGGCUGGAUGCAGACUUGGCCCGGUUUGAAGCAGAUCUGAAAGAUAAACUGGAAGGCAGUGACUUUGAAAAUCCUGGAUCUCGAAGCCUGAAAAAGGGACGAAGUCAGAAAGACAAAAAAGGCUCUCGUGGUCGAGGCAGACGAACAUCUGAAGAAGAUACACCAAAGAAAAAGAAGCUCAAAGGAGGAUCUGAGUUUGCUGAUACCAUCCUGUCAGUGCAUCCCUCAGAUGUCCUAGACAUGCCAGUGGACCCCAAUGAACCUACCUACUGCUUAUGUCACCAGGUGUCCUAUGGAGAAAUGAUUGGCUGUGAUAAUCCUGAUUGCCCAAUUGAAUGGUUCCACUUUGCUUGCGUGGACCUCACCACCAAACCAAAAGGGAAAUGGUUUUGUCCUCGUUGUGUUCAGGAAAGAAAGAAAAAGAAGUAGGGGAAUACAUUUAAUAUUCCUUCCUUCAUGUUGCAAUAUCAUCUUUGAUUAUUUUUUUUAAUCUACCUUCCUUCUUUUUCUGAUAUGAUAUUUGAUUGUCCAGUGGCCAGUUGUAAUUCCAGUCCUUUCAAGUGAAAAUGGCCUUCAGAGGGAGCCCCAAAUCCCUUUGCCACAGGUAUUUUAUUUAUGUUAUACUUGCACAGCACUGAAAUUGGUGUUACUAUGAAGUGCUAGGGCAGCCAGUAGCUGUAGUCUCUGCUAGUUUACUGGAGUCUGUAAAACCACAUAAGGCACUGCAGGAGAACGAAAUGCUUCAAUCCGGUGUGGUGCAUCACCAUCAUUGAAACAAUUUAGGCCUGGAGUUUGAUGUGCAGAGAAGGAAUUUUCUCCGAUGUAGCCUGCAUGAAAGAAAUUAGGUUUCAUUGUUUAGGUGUCAAGUCCAUCUGGUUUGCAGUUUUGUAGUACAGAAAGAAACAGGAAAGCUGGUUCACUGUUUCCAGUGUCUGUUUCCUCAAAGUUUUGCUGGCAUAGGCUUGGGAGAGACAUGAGAUUAAGUCUUCUCUUUUGGGAAAUUUCUUCUGUCUGCCUUUGCACUGCCUUUAUUUUACUUAAUCUUGCCCCCAGUCACAUGAACCUUAAGCAAACCAUUUGGCUUUUCACCUCCUCCUAGAAAACGUUUGUCUUUUGGGGGAGAAAACCUUUAAAAAGCAAAGGAUUUGUCCUGCAGUUUCUUAGUGACAGUAGUACUGAGAGAGGGUGUUACCUUUCCUGGCUGUUUCCAUUUCUCUGAAGAUCCUUUAAGUACAUUACUGUGAAGAUGAAAUCUAAAGUAUUCUAAUAGAGAUAGAAGGUUGGAUUUAUUCAUAAAAUAAGAUGAAGGCCUGACUUUUGUAACUUGUGUUUGCAUGUGUUGCACCUGGGUAAAUCAGGAAAACAAUCUUUAGGGGAAGGCUCCCUAAGAACAAUGUGCAUAUUCCCAGGAGUGUGUGGCAAAGCUGAAAAGCAGCCUUGUAACCUGGGGGCUGGGGUGUGAAUAGCAUUUGCUGUGAAGCACUGCUGUUGAGGAAGACCAUUCAGCAGGAAUGUUUUAAUGUGACUUUUGUCUUUUUUGGGGGGAGGGGGUGGGGUGUUGCACAUUUGCAUGUUCUUCUUUAAGCUGCCUUUCAGAUUAUGAAUGUGAAUCCUUGCUGCCACUACAGUGUCAGUUGCUGCAGCAGUAGGAAGAGAAGGAAAUUAGGAGUAGGAAAACAAACAAAAGUCUUUCUGUUUUUUCUUCCUUCCUUCCUCUGAGUCAGUAGUGGAUGUAGAAGUUGAGGGAAGGGCAGAGAUAAGUGUUGUCUGCGUAUAAACCCCUUGCAUUAUGGGGCUUACCUGCCUGUAAUAAAAGAUGUGGGGGAAGAUGGUCUUGCUCACAGAGGGGGAGGGGAAAAAAAAUACCUACACAAAGCCCUGCAGCAGUAGGCACCAAGGUUCAUGAACUUGCUGUCUGUGAUCCCUAAUGGGUGUUGCUGGCAGCUCUGUGCAGAGCUGUGUACUACUUUGCAUACCAUUGUGUCUUGGUAUAAACUGCUGGAAAAGACAUCAAGAAACUUCCAGAUGAGCUUUUCUUCUGUAAAAACAAUCUGAAUGAACAGUACAGAGGAAAAACCACUGCAAUCAGACAUCGGCACCUAUUCCCAAAAGAGAAGUUUUUUCCCUGUUUUAUACUGACCCUCUUACUUGUGUUUUAGCAGACCACAGCUCUUGCCAAUUUUCCUUCCCUGCUUUGCUCAGUUAGGAUUUGUAGAUGCUGCAGGUAUGUCAAGAGUUACAUAGAAGAAACCUCUUAAUCCUGGGACAGUUUUUCUGUGGACAUUUUGAUCUGUGUAUUGCAUCUGCUAUGGAAAAAAAAAAGCCUGUCUCCAGUCCUGUCAUUUAAAGUGUGAUGCUGCACAUGUGUUCACCACGUUACAUCACUCUGCAUGUUGUAUAUGAAGUUUCCACAGUUCUGUUUACAAGAUAAUGUGCAUUUGUCAUCAUCGCUGUUGUAAUAGCACCCAGAGGGCGGCAGGCAAAUGAAAAGCAGAUUGCUGGAGGGGAGGAGGAGGAAGAGCAGUCCCACAAACCUGACUUUAGACAUGCAGUCAGCCCUCUUUGUUUUUCUGCCUCUUGUUUUGGGGGAGAGCAAAUUUAAUCGUGAUACCUCAUGAGCCAGCCUGUAAUUCAGUAGCCCAUGAGUGAGACCUGUACCUCAUUGACCUGCUAACACUGGAUUGAUGGAGGAGUGUUGACUGUGUUCUGAAGAGUAGUGGUGAUGCUCUUUCAGAUUUUAUUUUCCCCUUCCACCCAAUGAUUUAUAUUACUCUUUCCCCUGUUUCCCCCCAAGGCUUUAUUAGUAGUGGUGUCACCAUAGAUCAAACAUUUGAUUUUUUGAUUUAAAACAAUCUGAAAAAUCCCACUGCACCUCUCUGGAAGUCUCGCUGAAACUAUACUAUACAGAAUUGUGCAGCUGUGGCUUAGUCACUGCAAAGCCUCAGCUCUGAGAACGUGGUCAGGUAGGACAGCAAAACACAUUUUGUUAGCAAGUGCUUUUUCGGGCUUGGAAGAGCAGACACUUUCCACUUUAACCAGCAAAGCAAAAAUAAGCUCUGGAACUUAGUGUCAGUCCUCAAAAGGAAAGAGUUUGCUAGGGUUCAUGAACAGUGUGAGGUACAACAUACUGCUUUUCUUGACAAUGUAAGGUCUCAAAUGAUCCGAUACCAGCAAUAAACUGUUCCACUCAGAACACACCAAUGUGGGGGCUCUGACAGGCUCAGGAGUGUCUCUUGGCCAAUUUUUAAGACACCUUAUAGACAGAAAUACCGGUAGCCUUCAUUUUUGCUUACUAAGGGAUUUAAAUCUUUCUCCUGAAUUUUGAAUGUACAGUGUUAAAUAUACUUUCAUGGAGAAGGGUGAACAGGAUCCACAAAGGAAUGUUCCACUAAAGAUUGUCGCAAUACUCGAAUACCUUGUGGGGUUCAGCUUUAUUGCAGCUUGUCCAAACUGGAGAUGAAACAACUUUAACCCAAUUGUUCUAUUUUUUAAAGUAAUUAGAUCUUUGUUCCCUUUGUAAAUGGAAGAGAAUAUAAAUCUUUUUAUUAAAAAAAAAAGAAAGAAUGUAAAGUAAAAAUGUAUAUCUGUAUUUUUGGAUCAUGUUAUAGAUAAUGGAUAUAUUGUUAUAAAUAAAGUAUUUUUGGGAACAACGA